GGAGACUGAAGGCCAAUCAAGCAUCUAUUCAUCUAGCGAGCGUCGAUACCAAGAGGGACACGAUGGCCGGUGAACAGCGCUUUGUUAUUAGUGCCCGCAUUAUUGGAGGCGUCCACAGGGACGCACCAAAACUCAAGAUGUUCAUGAUAUCUGUGUUAUGGUCUGAUGAGACUGAAGUGAUUAUCUACAGGUCCUUCCAGGAUUUCAAGAAAUUUCAUAGGCAGCUGAAAAAGACGUUCCCUCACAUGAACCCUUUAAGGAAAAACGACAGAGUGAUCCCCAAAUUUAGGGGAAAGGCCAGGAAGAGCAGCCUCCAGCAGAAAGGAUCCAAGAAAUCUGUCAAACGCAUGAAGUUUCUGGAGAGCUACUGCGACGAACUGCUCAAGUGCGACCAAACCGUGACUCGGAGCUCAGAGGUCACGCGGUUCUUCUUGCCCAAAGACCAGGACCUGCAGCCAGACUUCACCAAGAACAGCGUCAUGAUCCUGCUGUCUGAUAUGUCUGAUGGAACCGGUGGUGGAGGAGAGGGUGUCACUGGCCAGCAUGCAGGCAGCAUCACCCACCCGUUUGUCACCCAGACUUACUGCUGCGUGGCCGCAUAUGAGACAAAGGACACCAAGAAUCGUCCUUUUAAGGUCGCUGUGGAUGAGAAGCUGGACGUCCUGAUCAAAGACCCUGCAGGUUGGUGGCUGGUGGAGAAUGAGGAUAAGCGCCUGGCUUGGUUUCCCGCUCCCUAUCUGGAGGUAUUGGAGGGAGAGGAUGAUGAUGACGCUGAAUUCCAGAUGGCAGGUGCCCUGUAUUGUGCCGUGAGGAGUUACUCGACCAAGAAGGAUGAUGAGGUGUCUGUGGCCAUUGGCUCUGUGGUGGAGGUGCUGAGAAAGUCUGACAACGGCUGGUGGUUUAUCAGAUUCAAUGGCAAGGCUGGUUACAUCCCCUCCAUGUAUCUGCAACCAUACAACAACCCACGAGCUGGCCUUUUCAGCCUGCAGAGAAAGCUGCAUAGCUCCACUCUGAACCUGGCAACCAGCAGGGAAGCUCAGGCUUCUUAUCAGGCUGGCAUCAACGAAGAAACCGGCCGAGAAAUGGAUUCUCCAGGUCAGUCCAGAGGUCAGCCCAGCGUGCCUGGGCGGCUCCACAAGGCCCAAUCUCUGGAUGUUCUCUCUGAGACCUGGUUGCAGACACAGCCCGAGAGGGAUUCCUCAACCUCAGACAGCCGCUCGCGCAGCCGCAGCAACGCCAGCAACACCAGCGUGGAGUCCAGCCUCUCCGGCUUCUCCUCAAGCAGUGAGUCGAGCUUGAAAGAUGAAGCGCAGCGCCGGAGCCCCUCAGGCCUCCCUGGAGCCUCGCACCAGCUUGAUCUCAGCCUCACAGACCGCCGCGGCUCCACCACCGCCUCUGAGAGCUCUGCGUCGAUCAGGUCCGACAGCAGUGAAGGGGCUCCCAGGAUGCCGCCCAGACCCAAGACUGAGGAGAUCCUGACCCGCUGCACCACUAUGACCCGCAAGGCAGCCCUGGCCACCAAGACCCGGCUUCAUAUCCAGCCAGAGUCCAUUCAGGGCCGCUAAGGCAGACACCUUAUACUACAAACACUUAACUAAGCUAUAUUCUUUAUAAUCUCCUGUUUAUCGAAAUCUUUUUACAUAAUAUAUGUUUACCCGCUUCAACCCCACCUACCUUUACCUUUCCAUCAGUCAAAUGUGUUUUGUUCAGCAUUGCUCAUUCCUCUACUUAUAUUCUUGCCAUACCAAAGACUGAAGAUGCAACAACCUUGACAAGACAGGUUGGAGAUGGCCUCUUUGAUUGGAGAAUAUUUGAAUAAUGUAGCUUCAGUGAAGCAUUAGCAGGAGCAAGUCAAGGAAAUGUAUGUGACAUUGUCAUACAGUAGUAGAAAAAUAUUUUUUCUAACUUUGAAGCCAGUUACAGGAAAAUGUAUGGUUAAACAUUUACUCUGAACUGUACUCUGUGUUGCCCUCUUUCCUCUUUAUUCUAGCUUGUGACAUAGAAAUCUGUGCAGUUCUGAACUUUUUGAUGAAAGACCAAAGAGAGGAUAUAUCAAUAAAUGAAUGCACCUUUUCUUCAUUUUAACAUUCACAGAAAUACCUCAGUGUUUUACUAAGUUUCAAAAGCUUAUUUACUAUUUAGUUUCACCUAAUGUUAAUGGACUUGUGGCCUCCAGCAGAUCCGCCUUGUAAAACCACAGCGAAGAACACCUGUGAAAAGUGAAAGCCUGGUGAUCAGUUGCCAAAUCUGAUGGGUGUGGUGAACAAGGUCAUUGUACUCUAUUAAUUAAGUUGUUUACCCUUUAUGUACAGUACGUACUACAUCAUGACGCUGCCUCAUAAAGUCUAAGUGUAACAUGAUGAA
Seriola dumerili (greater amberjack) is the source of this 2364-nucleotide messenger RNA. RefSeq names its product NADPH oxidase organizer 1-like. Lineage: Eukaryota; Metazoa; Chordata; Actinopteri; Carangiformes; Carangidae. The record is from RefSeq and is a predicted model, not a curated record. Gene Ontology annotation, molecular function: phosphatidylinositol binding; protein binding; superoxide-generating NADPH oxidase activator activity. Bases 63 to 1565 code for a protein of 500 amino acids. Gene Ontology annotation, biological process: superoxide anion generation. The transcript is spliced from 8 exons.